AUGGUCUUCCUCACCAUUCUUCAAAUUCUUUUUUGGGGAUUGGUGUUUUUUAUGGAACACAGAGUCCAAAUGGUCAAAGCAGAGCAGCCGUCAGUUGCCCCACUUGCUGAGGACCCUGCUUUGCCUCUGAUUCAAGAGCUGCUAGAAGAAGCUCCUGGCAAACAGCAGAUAAAGCCAUGGCCCCAAGGGUAUCCCCUACGGUACAUGCUGAAGUUGUACCAACGUUCAGCUGACCUACAUGGGCACCCAAGGGAGAACCGCACCAUUGGGGCCACGAUGGUGAGGCUGGUGAGACCCUUGGCCAAUGUUGCAAGGCCUCUCAGAGGUCCGUGGCAUAUACAGAACCUGGACUUUCCUCUGGCAUCCAAUCAGGUAGCAUACCAACUAGUCAAAGCCACUGUGAUCUACCGCCAUCGGCUUCACCUAGCUCACUGCCAUCUCUCCUGCCAUGUGGAGCCCUGGAUCCCAAAAUGCCCAGCCAAUCAUUUUCCUUCUUCAGGAACAGGUUCCACAAAGCCUCCCCUCAUGUCUGAAUCCUGGCAAGAAAUGGAUAUCACACACUGUCUUCAGCAAAGGCUCUGGAAUCUCAAGGGACGCCGAUUCCUACGAUUCCGUUUCAUCUGUCACCAACAAAAAGGCAGGGAUAUUCUUGGGUUUCAGUGGCAUAGCACCGCCUCCUUGGACAUUGCUUUCUUGUUACUGUAUUUCAAUGAUACUCAAACUGUUCAGAAGGCUAAAUUACUUCCCAGAGGCCAGCAGGAGUUGGUGGAAAGUGAAUCUUCCCUUUUCUUUCGAAGUGCCCGGCAAGCAUGUGGUGUCACAUCUGAGGUUUCCUGCUCUUCCCAGGAACAGGAUAGGCCUGCAAAUAACCAGUGUUCCCUUCAUCCUUACAAAGUCAGCUUCCGCCAGCUGGGCUGGGAUCACUGGAUCAUUGCUCCCCAUCUCUAUACCCCAAACUACUGUAAAGGAAUCUGUACUGGAGUGUUACCCUAUGGCCUCAACUCCCCCAAUCAUGCCAUCAUCCAGGGCCUUGUCAAUGAAUUGGUGAACCAGAGUGUCCCGCAGCCCUCCUGUGUCCCUUAUAAGUUUCUUCCUAUGAGCAUCCUUCUAGUUGAGGCGAAUGGAAAUAUUUUGUACAAGGAGUAUGAGGGUAUGAUUGCCCAGUCCUGCACCUGCAGGUAA
Molecule: messenger RNA, 1182 nt
Organism: Perognathus longimembris pacificus (Pacific pocket mouse)
Lineage: Eukaryota; Metazoa; Chordata; Mammalia; Rodentia; Heteromyidae
Gene: Bmp15
Product: bone morphogenetic protein 15
Exons: 2
Coding region: 1-1182 (393 amino acids)
Biological process (GO): SMAD protein signal transduction; BMP signaling pathway
Cellular component (GO): extracellular region
Molecular function (GO): growth factor activity; cytokine activity
Source: RefSeq, a predicted model, not a curated record